UAGGCGGCAUCUUUAAGAACUUUCAGAUGCUGUCACCGCACGACGACGACGACGACAACCAUCUCUGCAUCAAGUGCAACGCUACGAUCAUCGGUCUCGACAAUUAUGUUAAACACAGAAAACAGAACUGCGGCAAAGGCAAGAACACCCAAAAAACAGACCUUCAACCCAUCGAUCCAUUAGAGCCAUCGUACAGCCUAGGAGCUGACGUAUUUUUCCAGUCAUUGGAAUUACAGAGUAGCGUCAAAAAAUCCCCUCUAUCUCGACUAACUCCACCCACACCGAGUUCAAAAGUUAUCGAUAAGAAAAGCUCACUAGCCGCCGCGUCUACAUCUAGAGAUAUCCCGCGAAUGAGUCCCAUAGAAAGUAACCUGAGGGGAGAAGACUGGAUCGGUGGACACAGUUUAAGAAUAGGAAGCAACGAGGAUAAUCAAACAAAACUUAUUAAUGCUGUUGCGAGCAUAAGUGGUUCUGUUAAAAAGGAUCUUCCAAGUACAUCUUAUAACAUUAGCACAUACAACGACUAUAAAGGUGAUGAUGAAUCAGAGGAAUCCGAAGAUUCUGAAGAUGAUGAUGAAGAAGAAGCUCAUGGUGGGAAAUGGAAACCACCACCUAAUUAUACAGGUGGAAAAUGGCGGCCUGCUUCUCCGGACCAUGAAGAUUGGGAUAUGAGAGAUGACCAGGAUCACGAUCGCGAUUAUGAUUAUGACGCACCACCACCGGGUCACACUAAAGGAAAAUGGGUCCCAGGUGCGAAUGAAAAAACACAAAUAAUGCAAACAACAAUCCAAUCCAAAGGAUCUGUUCAAUACUGGUGCGGUCCCUGUAACCGUAGAUUAGGCUCAAGGGCUAUUUACGAGAAACAUCUAAUGUCGAACUUGCAUAUGCGCAAAGUUCUUCCAGAACACGAGUUGGAAUUUUCAGGACACUUAGAACCAAUACGAAAUAUUGAAAAGCGAACAACGCGCCCGUCUAUAUUCGUGAAUGAAAACUCAAGCGCGCAACCACAGAAAAAGAAACAAAAAUUGGAACCGAAGGUUAUAAAAAUCAAAAAAAAGAAGAGGAAAAGAAAAUCUUAUUUCGUACAAUGCUCUGGUUGUAAAUCGCGUGUCAGAACGCACUUAAUGGGGAAACAUUUGAUUUCUCACUAUCACUUCAGAAAAGCUACAGACAUAAAAAGUGACGCCGACGAUCGAGAGUUAAUUCUUAACAAUAUAGAGGCCAUAGUCCAUCAGGCUCCAUUUCAAUGCAGCCCGUGCAAAUUUUAUGCAAAUUGGCUUUCAAAUUUCAUGCAACACUGGUAUUCCGAGGAGCAUGAGCUUACCGUUUCUUCAAUCGAUGGCAGAUAUUGGUGUUCCUUUUGUAAGUACGAGUGUGAAACGUCUCAAGAAAUGCUUAACCACAUGUCGAGUUCAGAGCACAGCGAAGUUGUGGCAGUCAUCAACCGAUCUAUGCCCAUUAUUAUACGAAAGAAGACAGUUAUACGUUGUGCGACGUGUGAUAAGGAAUUUCGUUACAACAUAGAGAUUAGAAAGCAUUGUUUGAAUACUGGUCAUGAGCUAACUGCUACAGCUACCGAUAAUUAUCAGGAACUACACAGAUGUCAACAUUGCAAAGAAAAAUUCAAAUCCUCAGUUACGUUGGCAGCACAUCUGAAAUCCAGACACAAACAGAAGGCUUUCUUUUGCCUCGUCUGUUCAAAGACUUUCACUGCCUCAAAAGAAGCGAAGCGCCAUCGGCAGACUUCAGAACACAGGGUAAGAAGGAAGGAGAAUAUGAAUAAAAGAGGAGUUGAGACCAAGGAUUUGAGUAAAAAAUGUCCUUAUUGCUCCGAAAAAGUUGUCUUGAAAAAUAUACUGGAACUGAAAGAACACAUUAGGCGAGUCCAUCCUAAUAUUAAAAAAAAGUGUCCGAAAUGUGGUAAAUCAUUCAUCUUUUCACAAGAAGUGAGUCGUCACAUCCGAGACAACGCGUGCUCGUUCCAAAAGACUGAAACACUGAACGCGUCCAUCCUCUGGAACUGUAGCCAGUGCAUCUUCACCACCGACUCUCAAGCCGAAUGCUUCUUCCACGAGGUUCUUCACACCGAACCUUUAAGUGAAACCAGCGACGGGACUGUCAAUAAAUCAGUCCAGAAAUACACCUGUCCACUUUGCCCCAAGAGUUUUAAGAAAGCGUCCCUCCGGCUGCAUUUGAGACAACACACUUUUGAGAGGCCUUUCGUAUGUACGAUCUGUGCGGCCAACUUCACGCGCCAGUCUAGUUUGGCAAACCACUGCAGGAGCGACCACGGAGGGUUGGAUUCUCGACUUACGGAGCUUGCUCCGCUGGAGGCCGGCAUGACCAAAAUACCGAAGACGUUCGAAUGCACCAAAUGCAAGAAAAAAUUCGCAGAUAGCCUCGCGUUAACCCACCACACUGUCGCUUGCGAGGUAGACGAAAGGCGUUGCCCUCAUGAGCAGUGCUCCUAUAUUGCAUCCACUGCAGCACAGCUAAAUAGACACCGUCGCGCGCACGGGGAGCGUGUGAAGCAGUACGACUGCUCGAUGUGCGAGUUCCGUACCGACCAAGCGAGCCACAUGAAGAGGCAUCUUGUGUGCCACGCGGGUGUCAAGCCGUACGCGUGUCCGCACUGCGAGUUCACCUGCGGGAGUCUGGAAAAUCUCCGCAAGCACGUGCUGCGCAGCGGGCGCCACCGCGGCCUGCCGCUUUACCGCUGCCGCGCGGCGCCGGGCGCGUGCCGCUUCCGCGCCGACCGCGCGCAGCUGCUGCGGGCGCACUACACGGCCGCGCACAGCGACCUGUUCGACGCCAAACGCGCCGCAGAGGCUGUCAAGCGCCACUUGAUGCCCGACGCGCCCUCUGGCGGCUCCUAG
Pararge aegeria (speckled wood butterfly) is the source of this 2876-nucleotide messenger RNA. RefSeq names its product zinc finger protein 540-like. Gene Ontology annotation, cellular component: nucleus. The transcript is spliced from 6 exons. Gene Ontology annotation, biological process: regulation of transcription by RNA polymerase II. The coding region runs from base 27 to 2876 and encodes 949 amino acids. Gene Ontology annotation, molecular function: zinc ion binding; DNA-binding transcription factor activity, RNA polymerase II-specific; RNA polymerase II transcription regulatory region sequence-specific DNA binding. The record is from RefSeq and is a predicted model, not a curated record. Lineage: Eukaryota; Metazoa; Arthropoda; Insecta; Lepidoptera; Nymphalidae.